GCUAACAAAAACAUUCAUACCCACCACCUUCCAUUUUUCUUCAUCAUACAUCUACUGCAUCACCACAUCCAACAUGUUGAAGGUGUCGCUGGUACUGCUGUUGGCUGUCGCCUACGUCGCCGCUAUGAAGGGCGAUGCGGAUUCCACCAAAGUCGCCAACGACGCAUGGAAGGCUAACAUCGUGGAUGGGAAGCCGAUCUCUUCCUACUGCGGUGGCCGUAUGAAUUCAGCCACUCUGACGGUCAAGAGCUAUGAACUGUCGGCUACGACACCCGGCAUCACCAAAUACUCCAUGAAGGUGGACAUCGCGGCGGCCCCAUCCGGUUCCAGCCCGCCCGUCACCAUGAAAAACAAAGUGUUCGAGGUGACCAAAGGACCCGGAAAGAAACUCACCAUUGGAAAGAAUCCUUGCCGCAGUGAUUUAUCAUAAAUCACAAUUUUACCGGCGAUUUGAGUAUCUGCAGACCAGCACAGAGCUCUGCUGCAAUUACAGACUCAAAAACAGAUCUGCCUGAUUCGAUCGUUUCUUGUUGCACAAACCGAAACGGGUUCUGCCCGUGCAAAUACUGUCGACAAAACUAAUGACAAAUACGGUGCCAAAUAUCUUAUGACAGUGAUAAGAAUGAUGCGUUUGAAGGUGUGAAUAAAAUAAACAAUGAAAUAAUCAAA
Molecule: messenger RNA, 669 nt
Organism: Paramacrobiotus metropolitanus
Lineage: Eukaryota; Metazoa; Tardigrada; Eutardigrada; Parachela; Macrobiotidae
Exons: 3
Coding region: 74-430 (118 amino acids)
Source: RefSeq, a predicted model, not a curated record